Messenger RNA from Drosophila yakuba, 1466 nucleotides. Its product is annotated as ribokinase. The record is from RefSeq and is a predicted model, not a curated record. Lineage: Eukaryota; Metazoa; Arthropoda; Insecta; Diptera; Drosophilidae. The coding region runs from base 126 to 1385 and encodes 419 amino acids. The transcript is spliced from 2 exons. Gene Ontology annotation, biological process: D-ribose metabolic process. Gene Ontology annotation, molecular function: ribokinase activity.
GUUAGACCUCAGAUUUAGGUCAAGUAAAUUGUAUUGUAAUAUGUCAGAGAUGUAGACUUUUCUCCCCCAAACCAAAUUCUCAAUUAAGUUUUGUACAGAAUUUACGGCCUACGCAGCCCUUCUAAAUGGGAAAGUCGGUAGAUGUGGUUGUCUUCGGGACGGCAAACAUCGACUACAUAACAUAUGUCCCGGAAUUGCCAAAACCCGGUGAACUGGUCGCCGGAACGUACAUGGAGACCAGUUUCGGCGGCAAGGCGGCCAAUCAGUGUGUGGCAGCUGCCAAAUUGGGAGCCUCCACCGUUCUGGUCGCAAAGUUGGGCAAGGACGAGUCCGGGGAUGACUACCUAAACCACCUGCGCCAGCACGAGGUGGAUGUGACGCACGUCCAGCAGGUGGAGAACAAUCCCACGGGCAUGAGCGAAAUCGCGGUUUCCGAGGAGGGAGAGCAGUACAAGAUUAACGUGGCGGGUGCGAAUGCCUUUCUCACGGCAAAGGAUGUGAGCCGCGCUAAGAAGUCCUUCCAGGACGCGAAGGUGCUCCUCUGUCAACUGGAAACGGAGAUGAAUGCCACCAUGUGUGCGUUGCGCCAGUUCAAAGGGGUUUCCCUGCUCCACAUGUCGCCCAUGCGAAAAGACAUUCCAAAGGGCAUGAUUGGUUUGCCCAGUAUUUUAGUUAUGAACCAGGAGGCAGCCGCCAAGCUAACCGAUAUGGAGGAAGUGAAAACCCCUGAUCAAGCCCGAUCUGCAGCCGCAACUCUUAUUGAAAUGGGAGCCAAAAGCGUGAUCAUUACCAUGGGCGAGCAAGGAGCGGCUUACAUGGCCAAGAAGAGCAAGGAUACGUGCACCCUGGUGCCCGCCUCCGAUGUGCCGCACUUGGCCGAUUCCUCGGGGGCAGGAGAUGCCUUCAUGGGCAGCUUGGCCUACCACAUAGCUCGGUUCCCCAAACUGUCCACCGAGCAUCACAUCAGUGCGGCCCACUCCUGCGCCGCCUACUCCAUGGGCCGCCGCGGCACUCAGCCAAGUUUUCCCGGCAAGGAAAGCGCCAAAAAUGACCUUUGCUUUUCGUCACCCACCUUCAGUGUCAUUCCACCGUCUAGUUCGCGAAAUGAAGAGGAUCCUGAGGUGCCAAAAACCCCACCGCCUUCAAUAGUAGCCACUUCACCCGCAGAAGCUCAGCCCCAAAACGAAGCUGUGGAAGAACCUCCAGCACCUCCACCGGAAAAUCCGAUUCUAGAAGCAAAUCAGCCGAAAGCAGUGGAAACCGCCGACGAACCACCGAAGCCCGUUGAGACCACCGAUGAACCUCCAAAGUCUGCGGAAACCGCAGAUGGAGCUGCGAAACCCGCCGUGGAGACUGCCAAUGAACCACCUGCUAAUAAGGCAUAAAAAUCAAAUAUUUGCAAAGAAAUUAUUAAAUAAGUUUCUAAGGUUUCAGAGAGCCAUACUUUCAUUUGAUACUUUUUUAUU